Messenger RNA from Symbiodinium necroappetens, 375 nucleotides. The record is from the annotation of a GenBank genome assembly. NCBI's taxonomy places the organism in Eukaryota, Dinophyceae, Suessiales, Symbiodiniaceae.
AUGCAUGGCCUGUUGGAUGAGGACCUCCUCCAGAAGGGCGCCCUGAACGCAGACGACGAGUGCGCUGAGGGUGAAAGCUGCGGGCUCAAUGCCCUGCAGCUCAGAGGCGCCUCUGUCGGCGUGCCUAUUGUCGGGGACGUCAUCGAUGAGCUGGAGGAUCCAGAUGACGAGAUUGAGGAGGCCGAUGAGGAAGAUGAGGAUGAGGAAAAGCCGGCAAGUGCCACUGUGACGCAGCCACAGGCGACUCCAGAGGCCGAGCAAUCAGAGGAGGACAAAGAUGAUGAGAAGGAGGAGGAUGAGGAGCAGGAGCAGGAGCAGGAAGAGCAAGAGGAUCCGGUGACAACAACAACGAAUGCCGGCGAACCUCAUCCCGAG